UUUAUAGAAAGUCAGUCCAUGGGCUUGGCUCGUGCGUCGUCCCUAUAAAAUAAAACUCCACAUUUUUCCACUAACACAACAUACAUUCAUACCUUAUUUCCUUAAUAAACCAAACGAUAUUAACUGCUCAUUGCUAGCGUUUAUUAUAUUACAACAAAGUUUUAAUGAGAAAGUCAGAUGACCUGCUUCUUGUUAUGUAAGCUCCAAACCAACAACUGAAUCAACAAGAAAAAGGAAAUGGGGCGUCGCAAAGAGUCUAUCUAGGAGAUUACAAUACUGGAAACCAUUUACAUUAUACCACAAUUUCUUUGACUGGUGCGGCCUCAAUUCAUGUUCUUGAGACACCAAAAGACUGAAAAAUGAUCAACAAUGAUACAGUUGCUCUAGUCUGGUGAUCCACAUGAAACAUACAUAAUAAUGGAAAGCAGCUCCUCAGAGAUGGGGUGGCAAGAUCUAUCCCCUGACAAAUGGACAGAAUGUCAUGUAAGCUGCUGGUUGAAAUGCAUUGGAAUAAAAGAGAAGUACAUAAAAACACUGGAGGAGGAGGAGGUGACAGGACCUGUUCUCACAAGUCUAGAGAAGGAAUACCUCAGCACUACAAUUGGAAUGAAAAGUGGCCAAAUUGAACACCUACUGAAGAAAAGAGAUGAGCUUUUGAUGUCAGAACCAAGCAAACUGAAAAAGGGAAAGGAUAUAACUUGUAAACAUAGAGAUGACAUAAAAGAAAAGGUAGGGUUAGAACAGGAACCAAACCCCCCUUCACAAAAAUCUUCUGACAAAGCAAAAACGGAGGAUAUUCCUAUUGAGUGCAAAGACAACUUAACUUCUACAGGAGUAACUUCAUCUUUCUGUGACUAUCGGUGCUUUGACCAGGAUGAAAAAAACUGCCGAUAUGUCAAACACAAUGUGUUACCUCCAGAGACAGGAAUUGAAAACAUGAUUGUUCCAUGUCAUGAAUAUAAGUCACUGGAAAAUGUGCACAGUCUAGGCUCAGAAAAACUAAAAACAAAAGUAGCAAUGGAGGUGUUGAGAUUUGCUUGUGCAUGCAUGAAUAUGCGAACCAAUGGGACAAUCCAUUUUGGGAUAAUGGAUAAAGUAAGAGGCAAACAUAAGCAUGGUGAAAUUAUAGGAGUACCUGUCAGCAGUACAGAUGACUUUGUGGAUGCACUAGACUACAUUGAAAGAUGCUUUAAAGAUUCAAAUCAACAAUGCCAUGCCAGGAGGUGCAUAAGGAACCCCCGAUUCAUUGAGGUCAUUGACAAGGAAGCAACUGAGAAAACGUGGGUCAUUGAAUAUGAUGUUGUCCCAAAAGCAAGCAUUGUGAAAGAUCAUUUUUACUCUGUUGGUAUCCCAAAAUUCUCUGAGAAGGACAAGAAAGUCAAAUAUGAAGAGAAAGUUCCUUAUCACAGAGUAGGAGCUAACACACCACGCGUACCUGAUGAUGAGCUUGUUCAUUUCAUUCAACAACUGAGAGAGAAAGACCAACAGAGAGAAGAGGCAGAAUCUUCAAACAGUCAAAUGGCUGUCAACUAUGGAGAGAAUCAAAAGCAGAAACUCUCCAACCUCUUGACAUGUGGGAAAACACAUAUGGACAACUCUCUGUUAUACAUAAUAGUGACCAACAAAUUUCAGGCUGAGCAUCUCAACAGCAUAGGUUUCUUGUUUCACAUGAAUCUAUUCUGUGUGUUUGAUUUUGAUCCUGAUUCAAAGACAUCUGGUUUUUGUAUCAAAUAUAAGGAGCAGAAGGCUGUAACCCCUCACUUUCUUGACAACUAUGCAAAUAAUGAUGGAUUGAAAACUAAAGACUUAAUUGAUUCUUUGAAGCUUUUUGAUAGAACAAGCUGGAUUUUCUGCAAUGGAAGAAAAAACUUCCCUGGUGGAGAGGAAACCUAUGAUGAAAAAAAAUGGAUCAAAAUGAGAAAGAAGAAACUGAAAACUGCAGUGUCUCUCAUCUGCAAUUGCAUCCUUCCCAGGGGUUCAUUUGUAGUCCUCUUCCUACUCAUGUCUGAUGUUGAGCAGCCACUUGUUGAGACUUUCCAUGAAUUCUAUGCAGAGAUGAAUGGACAUGAUUUUUUGGCAGUCAUAUCAGAGUCAAAGGAAAAUUACAAAAAAUGGUCAAGUCUUGCCCAGGUGUCUUGUCCCAUGUCUUCACUCAAAGACAUCAGCAUUGUUGAAAUGCCACUGACUCAUGUGGAUGCCACAGUUCAAAGCAUUCAGCUCACCAAAAAUCCACCCACAAGGACAUUGCCAGUUCUAAACGGAGGUGUAUGCUUUUUAAAGUCAGUUGAAGAGGAUAUGCUAGAUUCUUUGGAAAUCCUCAGUGUUGACCAGUGUGAAGAAACAAAAUUGGAGAUCAUGAGUGAGGAUGAAAUCAAACAAAUUGAGUUGUACUUCUAUCAAGGUGGAAAGAUAGACUGGAUAAAUCUAUGGCUUGCUGACAAACACAAGUGUGGAAAUAUCAUAGAGAGGGAUGCCUAUAAAAAAGCAAGCACAAUCCUGGACAAGAUAGCACAUCUUACCAAAGCCAUGCGUUCCAUUGAGAGUGUGAACAUAUACCAUCAUCCUGGCAGUGGUGGAAGUACAGUGGCAAGACAGAUCCUCUGGAGUUGGAGAGAAAAAGUACGAUGUGCAGUUGUUAAACAGUGUAAGGAAAUCACAACUGUGUGUGAGCAUGCAGUGAAACUGAGAGAACAUGAUGAGAAAGACAAAAACAACUGUCUACCAGUGCUCUUGCUCUUGGAGGACCACAAUGCAGAUUACAUAGAUGAUCUCAGACGGGAGCUUGGAAAUGUCAUUGCAACCAAAAAAAUAAAUCCCUCUGUACUGUGCUUUAUCCUCUUCAUCUGCAAAAGGUCAAAUGAUCCAGAAAAAAUGUGCAGAGCAUCACCAUCACAAACAGUAGCAGUCACACAUGAGCUUACAAAUGCAGAGAGGCAAUUGUUCGCAAACAAAUGUGAGGAAAUCAAACAGCAGUUUCAACUAGACUUCAUCCUCACAUUUGUGCUGAGUCAAGAGUUUAAGCCAAGUUACAUUGAGGAUUUUGUGAAAAACCUUCUAGAUAAAAUUGAUCAUUCAUCAUCUAUCACUCGCCUCAUCAGAUUUGUGGCUCUAUUGAAUAACUAUGUUCAAGGCUCAUACAUAUCUGUAUCACACUGCGAAGCAUCUCUUGGCAUAACAACCUAUGUGGAUCGAGUUCGGCACCAUGCAUUUGUUGAUAAUCUUAGUGAGGAAGCUAGGCUUAUUUUCAUCCACCUAAAAGAAGGUUCAACGCACAUCUCUUCGAUUCGCAUUAUUCAUCAACGAUUGGCAGAGGAAAUUCUGAGUCAGUUGUCAGCAAAUGUCCCUCAGAGUGAUAUAGCCCUGGAUCUCAUCAAUGACAAGUUACUUAUCAAUCAUAGGUUCAGCAGAGAGGAGUUCCUGAACUUCAUCAGAGCUCUUUUCAUCAGACGCAACAAAAUAAGCAGAGGCGAUCCUAAAGACACAGCUUUUUCACCCCUUAUUGAGCAUGUCAGCAACGAAAAAGGUGGUGUUCAGAAAGCUGUUGAUCUCAUGAAAGCUGCUCACAUAGCUUUGGGAAAAGAUGCCUACGUGGCACAACAGCUUGCCCGGCUGCUUUACACAAAUUUGAGAUUUGAAGAGGCUCUAGAGUGGGCAGAGGAAGCAAAAUCUCUCCUUCCAUAUGAUACAUUUGUCCUUGACACCUUGGGACAAGUUUACAAGAAGUGGUUUUACCACUUGUUUGACACUCUUGAGGAAAAAGAACCAUCACCUGAAAGGGCAACUGACAUUAUAAGCACUGCGCUCAAAGGAAUUUCUGCCUUUCGGGCCUCAGAGAAAACGCCAAAGAAAGAGACUGUCAGCCUUAACAGUUCAUACCAGGGGGAAGUAGACGUUGGCUGCAGGCUGCUAAAAUUCCUGUCAGGAGUAGAUGUUUUUUUAAACAAUACUGGAAAAUCAGAGUUGAUGCAGUACUUGUUAACAGAGUACAUACCAGCAGAGGUAAAACAACCCUGGCAGAGCUUUCAUCAGCAGUUGAAAGGAUUGCAAAAGAGCUUGAACCACGCACUUGAAUGCAUUUCUGAAGACCUCUGCUACUUUCAAACUGACAUUAGCGAAGAGGAUGAAGAGCUUGAUGCAAGGGAUCAUGAACAAGUACAUAAUCCUAGAGAAUGGCUGACGAGGAAGAGUGCUGCAUAUGCUAAAUUUUUUUGUGUAUUAGAUGAGAAUGACCAAGAAGCUGAAAUCAACAGUACUGACAUGGCCUGUCCAGCUGAAAAGCUUUCUCCAUUCGAAAGACAGAUGAGGACCUACAGGCUUGGUGGAGGAAAUUUUACAUCCAUCCUCUCAUUACUUUAUGACAAGAACCCACAGAGGGCAGGAAAAAAACUUGAGACAAUUAUUGGCAUGUACCCAGAAAACCUGACAAGGCACUGCUUGGACCAGACAGAACUUGCAAACUUCAUAAUUUGCCAGGUAGCUCUUAACUGUACUCUGCCUGGGUCCUCAAAGCUCCUGUCCCUUGAAAAACUUCAAGAUCUCAGCAAGAGAUUUAUUACAAAGGGUAGAAACAUGUCAACAGCAAGUGCUCUCUUCCUUCUCUCCCUUCUGUUUUGGCCUGAGACUAGCAAUGACCCCAGUUCUGCUGAUAUUCAGAUCCUUUUAUCAGCCAUUGAUGCACUCCAUAAACUCUGCUGGCAAAAAAGCCAAAGUGUUUCUCAGAGGAAAAGCAAAAUCGUGACCCACUUCUUUCUGGGGAAGGCAAAAGGUCUUAACAAGAUUGUCCACAGAACUGCUAUCGAAAAGCAGAUUAAAGGCACUCUAAGUGAAAGAAAACUAAAAUGGCUUGGAGGAGAAGUAUGGAAAACCAAGGAAGUUUUGCAGUUACUGGAACGUGUUGAAGGAUGGACAGAAAAUGGAAACUUGUUUGUGAAAGGUGGAACAAGAGAGAGCAAGAUUAGGGUCCUUCCGAGAUAUUCUGCCUCCUUGCCAAAUGGAAAUGAAAGUGUCACCUUCUACUUGGGCUUUUCAUUUGAUGGAGUGUUUGCCUCUGACAUCCAAGUAAUGGAAUAAUGUUCCCAAUGUAAAUCUGAAAAUAUCAGUCCUACGCUGAAGUGGGCAUUACAUCAUUCUGAGCUACAAAGGUUAGGCAGACCUUUCCUCUUUUGUAUAGGACACAGCAACAAACCUGAUGAAAUAAAAUUCUUGACAUGUAUUAUUUGAAAGGCUGGACUGAAGAUGGCCGAAUGGGGAGAUGUUCUUCCCUCAACAGAAAUAGCCAAGAAUCUCAGAAUGUAUUUUAAAUGGACCAUUAGACUGCUUUAAAAUGAGCUUUAUUAUAAGCACAGCUCAAGAGCACAAGAUGUGUGCUUCUAGUGGUAUGAAAACAAAGAAAGAAGCACAUUCUUUUUUUUUUUAUCAAAUUAUGAAAAUGGAAAUAUUUUUAGUAUUAAUGUAUUAUGUUUUUCUUACACAAUUUUGAACAUUACUGUUUAAGUUGAAUGUUUUUUAAAUGAUCUGAGGCGUGUACUUGAAUUGUACAAGUAAACAAAUAGUCUGCCUUAUGUUUGUGUAUAAUAAAAAGCAGACAAUUUUAUGAUAUUGCAAAUGUAAGAUAAAGGUAAUUUGAGGCAAUACAUAUGUUGUGCAGGAACUUCAGCCAUAUUAAUCUUUUUAGCAUUUAAGCAUUUUGUUUUUAUGAAUCAAUAAAUAUUUUGUAACAAUU
Molecule: messenger RNA, 5722 nt
Organism: Morone saxatilis (striped sea-bass)
Lineage: Eukaryota; Metazoa; Chordata; Actinopteri; Moronidae
Product: sterile alpha motif domain-containing protein 9-like
Exons: 5
Coding region: 418-5070 (1550 amino acids)
Cellular component (GO): cytoplasm
Molecular function (GO): protein binding
Source: RefSeq, a predicted model, not a curated record